UGUGCACACCAGGAUGAGGAUAGUUUGGGUGGCUCUAUCUUCAGGGUGUACUUUAGAAAAUGCUGAGCAGCAUGGAUAUGCUUGACUUGUCUCUUGUGUUUAUAGAGGAUACAAACCAUGGAGAAACUUGAGCAGGCCGUGAGAUCUACACAAGCCACCAGAGAAGCAAAGUAAAAACAUAAACAAUGCAGUUGCCACACAUCUGGAAGUAAACAAGGAACAGUACUCAAAACUCAUCAUGGUAGUAAUAUUUUUGUUGUAACUGGAUCCUAACACUUUUGCUGGAGUCAAGAUGUUUAGAAGGUAGAUAAGCCAUCUGACUAAGCAGGAGGGACUGAUACACGUGGUAGCUCUGUGCUUAAGCAUCCUCCUCCUGGAGUUGCUGGGACUGACUGUGGUUGCUUGGAAGGAACAGAGUAGGCACAUGACAUACAGGGACAUCCCCCUUAUAAUUUGGUAAAUAAAAAUUAUUAAUUUACAUCCAAUAUCAUUCAGGAAAUAUUUAAAUCUGAACUCUAACGGUGUCUCUGGAAUGCAUUUUGAGAUAAUAGUCAAGCAGUUGGCAAAAGUCAAGUGUUCUAUAAUCAGGUCUUUAGGAAUUAAAUAAAUGCUUUCCAGUGACUAUCAGAAAGACAUAAUAAAAUAUUAUUGAGCAAAUGCCAAGAACUCCAACUGUAAUCUGAGAGAGGAGGAAUAUGACCACUGUCAAGUUUAUAGGAGUCAUUUCAUUCCUGUUAAAAAGGUAAAUAAAUUUAUUGUGUUUAGUACCCUGGAAAUAAAUUGAGUGCCCAUUAAUUCAUAUAGUUAGUUUAAAAAGAUAGUCAUCACUUUCUUGAAUUUAUAUAUCUCUUUCACAGAAAAAUAUUUAGGUUUUUCUUUAUAUAACUACAUAUUCUCUGUUAUGUCAAGGAAAAAUAUUACAUAUGUUUACUGAAAUUUAAUGUUUUUUCCUGGAUGUGGCAGUGUAUCCCUUUCAUCUUAGUACUUCAGAGACAGGAAGACAACUCUAUGAAGUUGAAACCAAUCUGGACUAUAAUACAGUUGCAGGACAGUUAUUGCUACAUGCAGAGAACAAUGUUCUCAAAAAAGCGUAAAAGGGAAACAAAGAAUUAAUGUAUUCAUUUCUUUUGAAUUUAAUGAUUGGGAUCAGUUUUCAACAAAAGUAUGUUAAAAACAUGCCAUUAUUAUUUCUGAAGUUCAAAUGAGAGAGAAUAAAAAUUCAUCACGAGAAACAAGAGAAGAUAUCUGAAACUAAUAUUCACAAUAAUUUGAAAAAAACCUAAACUAUAAAUCAAAUGAAAAAUAGGUUCAUGAUUGUCAUAUUUUUAAUAAAUUAUUCAAAUGAUCAAAAUGCAUAUGAAAUGAAGCUCAAUUUUACCAAUAAUUAUGGGAAUAUAGUGAUGGUAUGCCAAUCAGAGUAGCGAAGAAAAAUCAUUAUGUACCUUACAAACAGUCAAAACUUACAAAAAUAAAAGCAGGAAUUUACGGACUGGGCAUAUGGAGAUCUGAGAAUCCUAAUUCAGACUUUAUGGAAAGUAAGAUGUCAAAGAAACUAUAUAAAUUACUAUUAUUUUUUAAACAAAAUUGAAAAUAAUUACCAAGUUCCAAUGCAGUGUAAUUGCAUCUCUAACAAAUUGAGGCAGCAAUUCUUGUUAUUAAUAAUGGCAAAAUUAGGACUAGCAUCUGGGGAUAUAAAAGGAUACAAACCCAACCAGGAAGUGACCAGGGUGGAAUAAGGAUAAAUGAGGAAUCUUCUUUUCCUUGCCAUUGUCCUGCAGAGUCUCAGCAGUUCUCAGGACGAAUUUACAUGUAUGUUCAUUCUAGAGGUUCAUCAGUAGAUAAUGAAAGUGUGCUAUGUAGACACAGUGGGAUUUCAUUCAUCUGAAAAGGAAAUUAAAAUCACAAAAUUUUCAAGAAUUUGAUGAACUUACAAAGAACUUAGCAAGUUAACACAGACACAGGGGAAAAACACAUAUUCUUUCUGAAACAAGAACAUGUAUCACAAUGUCCAUAUGUUAAGUGUUAGAGAAGGUAGAUAUGGGCUACAAAAUCAGAAAAGAGAUCAAAGGUAAGGCGUAAAAGAGAUAUUAAGAAAUCAAGGGGAGAGGGAUAGGAUAAUGUGUCAAUAAAUUAUGAAUAAAAAAGAAUAAAAUCAGGGUCUACAAGAUGAACUUUCAUAGUCACUUCCAUAGCAGAAUCAUUCCAACACCUGAAAGAUGCAAUCGUUCCAUAUGUUCAUCAACAAAAACAUGCAUGAGGACAAAAUUGUAUGUACAAACAAUGGUGUAACAUUUAUACUCAAAGAUGAAAGUUGACACAUUCUAAAACAUAGAUGACAGUAAGAGACUCUGUGUUAAAUGCUAUGACCACUUACAUAGCUGUAUGAAUCCACCUAGCUGUUGUCAUUACAGCGAGUAACUACAAACACACAGAAGCUAAAAUAAAGAAACUAGCAGGUAGUAGGUAGACUGCUCAGCAGGUAAAGGUGGUUUCCAAGAAGCCCAGUGACCAAAGUUCAAUUCAGGGUCCCAAUAGUGGAAGGAGAGGCACAGUCCCAAAACAUAUUUUCUAACAUCCUCACAUGUAUGCUGUCUUAUGUUCACAGGGACCUCCCCAAAAUUAAAUGAAUUGUGUAAUGAAAAUUUAAAAAGAUGUUAGAAUGAUUGGCAGGAAUGCACCGUGGAAGUGAUAGAUGUUAGUUUCGAGGACAGAGUUUUAUAAUUGUGAUGGAAGAGUCUGAAGAUCAGCUACAGAACAAGAGGAUCAUUCACUAGUCACAUGACUGGACUAUACAAUCGCAAUGAUUAAUGUGAUAAAUGUUUGUUGUUUGACAUAGCUCUCUACUCUUAAAUGUAAGGGGAUUGUAGUUAAUAUAUGAGAAGUUCUGGUUAUGCUGGAGAGUAUAGAAGUAUACUGCUGACAGUCACCUAAAAGCAAAAUAAAAGUUACUGAUAUUGAAUUCAGGGUCAAAAUGAUGAGUUUAUAUUUUGUCUGUAAGAAAAAUAUAAAAGUAUAUUGGUUAGGCAUAGAAUAUGGUAAGGUUUGUUGUUUUGAAUUGGUUUGGCUUCACUUAUUAACAACAAACAUAUCUUGUUGAAGAAGCAGAGUGUUGCUUCUUCAAGGAGUGCUUCUUAAAGUCUUUAGUUCUUACUAUUUCAAUGCUAUGGUCACUCACCUUAGUGCUCAAUGACACCACCAUGGUGUGUGUCACCAUGAAACAGGGUCUCUGCUAAAAGUGCACUGAGACACUAGUCCUGACUUAAAGGUUCAUGAUAUCCUGGUGUUCCUUCCCAGCAGAUUGGGAAUUAUCAACUCAACUCUCAGUCCACCACAGCUUCUCCACAAAGGUGUUAGGUAACUUUUUAAACACCUUUAUCCAGAGGUCCUAGUUAAAAGGAAAGAAAAGAAAAGAAAGAAAGAAAGAAAGAAAGGAAGGAAGGAAGAAAGAAACAAACAAAUAAACAAAGAAACAAAAAACCAAAGAAAUGGAGUGCAAAUUAUAUGAGCAGCUCCAAGGAGCAAUUAGAAAGCAGGGUGAUAACCUUUUCUGUCAGUCCUUGGAGCACAAAGUUUAUGGCAGAGAUGUGCAGGAGGAACAGGGCUUCAUUGCUAUAAGUUGUAUGGCCUUGCCCCUGGAGAGGUGUUUCCUAACACCCAGCAUCUUGCACAGUUUAAAAAUCUUAAUUUUGGGCUGGAGAGAUGGUUAAGAGCACCCGACUGCUCUUCCAGAGGUCAUGAGUUCAAUUCCCAGCAACCACAUGGUGGCUCACAACCAUCUGUAAAGAGAUCUGAUGCCCUCUUCUGGUGUAUCUGAAGACAGCUACAGUGUACUUAUAUAUAAUGAAUAAAUAAAUCUUUAAAAAAAAUCUUAAUUUUGUUUUGUUUCCGAAGACACUAAGGACAAGAGACUAAUUUAGAUGCUUAUUAAUGUAUUAAAGGGGAUGCUGGCUUCCAGACUGUCACAGCAUUGCAAGGACCUCUUACAAAAUCCUGGCACCUCUCAGUACUUCCUUGUCUCCUAAAUCCUUCUAUCCCUGAGCUUCUCUUUCCUUCCCUUUUCUCUUUUCUAUAAGCUCAGACAUUUUGAUCAUGUAUUCUUGGGCUCUUGGUGCUUCUUUUGUUUCUCCUUUUGGCACUUUGUUCUCUUGGUUCCCUUGGCCUUCUCUCUUCUCUUGCUUACACUCCCUCUCUCUUCUCAUGGCCAGGUUCAGUCUGCUAACCAUGUCUAGUGUACUACUUACUCUCUUUCCCUGCGCUGUACACUUCAAGAUGUCCAUGUGUCUUAUCUCCCUGAUACCUACAAUAAAAAACCUUCUCCUCUCAAGAGCAUACCGAGAGGUUAGGCAUGGCCUUCCCUGGUUGAGGGAUAGGGUCACCCACCUAUCUCCAAAAUUAUAGCCCAGAAUUGCUCCUGUCUAAAGGAAAUAUAGGGACAAAGGGUGGAGCAGAGAGUGAAGGAAAGGCAACCAGAGACUGCCCCCACACCCUCCCCCAAUCCACCCCACACCCAUAUCCCAGACACCAAACCCAGAAAGAUAAACUAUAUAUAUAUUUGAUACAUAUAAACCAGAGACAAACAAAUAAUGCUCUUGUUUAUAAUUUGAAGACUUUUGAGGCAAAAUACAACUUAAUUUUUCCCUACCAAUUUCCUGAUGUCUACUCUAAGUUGCAAGUACAUUUUUUUUUUACCUUAAGGAUGAAGUAAUUCAUAGCUUUUCAACAUAUGAGAGAGAGUGGAAACGUACUUAGACAGCUUUAAUUGACAUUGUCUUAAGACUUCUAGUUAUCACGAAUACAUUUCGUUACUUCCUUAAACUAUGGUGCUUACAAUAUGCAAAGAUUUCUUAAACAUUUCUAAACACGGUUCUUGCAGUACUGUACCUAUCGGUCACACUGGAAUGGAGACUCAGCACAUCAGUGAAAAUAUUCUGGCUGUCUCAGAAAUGCUUUAAAAAAAUUUGCCAGAGAAAUGGCAGCGUGUGAAACUCUUGUUUCCAUCUUUUCCUAGUAUGUUGCAUAUUGGAAUGAAAACAUCAUACUCUUCUAUAUCGUGAAGAAAAAAAGAACUAAAGGAAAAAAGAAAGAAUGAAAAGGAAAAGUUGAGGAAGAAAACAUGUUAAGGAAAAAGUUCAAGAAUGCUUUUACCUCAAGGUGGUUUAAUGUGUAAAACCAGUAGUGACCCAGCGAAGGAAGGGCAUGGACCACAGAAGAAAAAGGCCAGCAAUGAAAUCAUGCUACCAAAAGUGACAGACAAGUGUGAAGAAAUAAUUCCACAUCUGGUACUGAUAGGAGAAACUCCAGAUAAAAUGUAAAAAUGCAUGCAAGAAAAUAUCACAAGAGGAAAACAAAAUCUCAAAAAAAAAUCUCAAAAAAAAAAAAAGAGGAGAUCUGAUCCACAUACACUUCAGGGAAAGAAAAGGAAAGCCCCACCACUAUAGAGACCCCCAGACCCUAGGGCAUCAGGGAAGAAAAAAAAUAUGUACAAGAACUCAGAAAACCAGAGGCCAAGUCCUUCCCCACUCCCAACAAAUCAGUAAAGAAAGCUUCCAACACACUCAAAAACAAAAAAAGAAAAAAAAAAAAAACUACCAGCAGCCCACUCAAACUCUAAUUACUACCUUAGCCUACAGGACAUCAGAGUUAACCUAAGAACUUUUCAAGAAUAAUUAGGCGAGGUGAAGUGGCACACCCUGUCAGAUGCAGAGAUAGUGUGAGUUUGAGACUAGUCUAGUUGUUUAUAAAGGUGGUUGGGAGAGCUUGUCCCAGCAGAUAGACAAAUGUGGCCAGAAUUGGAUAUGCACACCUUCAUUUCUAGCACUCAGGAAGCCAAGGUCAGAGAGUUGGGUGUUUGAGGAGAGCACCUGGAAUGAAGGGAGAUUCUGCACUUAAGGCCAAAUGAAGUCCUGAGCUUGGUAGUAUAACAGUUUGCCAGCAUAUACAAGGUCCUGAGUUCAGUAUCCAGAACUAUCAAAGAACAAAACAAAAAGACCCCACAAGGGCUGGAGAGAUGGGUUAGUAGUUAAGAAUACUGACUGCUCUCUCAGAGGUUCUGAGUUCAUUUCCCAGCAACCACAUGGUAGCUCACACCCAUCCAUAAUGAAAUCAGAUGCCCUUUUCUGGUGUGCCUGAAAAGAACAACAGUGUACUCAUAUACAUAAAAUAAAUAAAAACAACAAUAAACAAUAGCCUCCCCUCCAACACACACACACACACACACACACACACACACACACACACACACACACAAAGUACUCUGGUACUGAUUAUAUCACAGUCUUUUUUCAACAAUAAGUCCAGGAUUUAAAUUUUUUUCAGAGGUGGGGGGGCGAAGUGUCUGUGGGUGACUUUGAAUUUAAUAUUUCUGUUUGUAAAUAUUAGGGUCUUGAGGCAACAUAUAUACACACAUAUAUAAAUUGUUCAGUGUAUUUGCUGACAAAUAUUUCUGCGUGUUUGUGGCUCUUUGAUUAAAGUAUGACAUCCACUUCACAUCCACUUCAAGGUAAAAAAAUGUAAAAAAUGAUGAAUGAAAAAUGGUUUAUUAUUAGAUAAUAAAGUCUGUUUUAAAAGUGCUAUAAUAAAAUAACUUGUGAUCAUUCCACACCGACUUCAUUACGGAUGGGUGCGAGCUACCAUGUGGUUGUUGGGACAUGAACUCAGAACCUCUGCGAGAGUAGUCAGUAUUCUUAAUGUCAGUUAGAGGGAGCUUGACUUUUUCAAACUGUUGUCUCAGCACUUUACAACAGAUUGUGCAUAUUUGAAGAGACAGCAAGGGAUCAUACCACACUUAGAGGUAGCUAUCUUUUAUCAGAGCAGGGUAAAAAGAGGCUGCAACUAGACUUCAGAUUCAUGAUGAGAACAAAAGGGCAAAUUAUGAGAAAGCAUGUUUCUAGAAAUGUAUAUACAUUUACUUCUUACAGUAUUAGAUAUUUAGAGUAGGGUCCUAAAAAUUGCCAAUGAUAUACAAGAGCUCUUUGAAACGUAAUGUGCAAAUAUAUAAACUUAAGCACACAAGCAUAAUACACUUAAGCACACACACAUAAGGUAAAAUUUUGGAAGGGCAGAUCCAAUGUCAGAGACAUUUGUCAUAUCAGCGUCCUAGAAGGUGUAGAGGAUGAAGACAAGAGGAUUUGUAUGUGCUUCAGAGUCACUUUGCCUGGAGAAAAAAAUGCGGAACAAGAAAGGCUCUGUCUCAAAUAAAGUGAAAGGUAAGGUGCAAGAGCCCAACACACUGGUACCCACUCACACACAGGAUACACAAACCCGCAAGAAACCUAACUCACAGGAGAAACGCAGAGCCAUCACCACUUAUUUAUUACUAGGAAAUCAGAUAACAGCCAGUAUUUAUCUUGGAAAACUGCCUAGGGCCAUGCAGGAGGAACGACAAAUGGCUUUAGAACUCAUGGCAAGCUGCCUACUGGGUACCAUUGCCACAUGGGUGAUCCUCAACAUGGCAUGACCCCAGAGAAUUCUUGCUGUUAUAGAAUUUUGCUCUGCUUGCUACCGUCACAACCCUUUUUUAUCUAGGAGUUAUAUGAAUACUUUAAGGAGGCUUCCAGUCCCUCACUGGACAGGAUCUCUGGCACUCACAAUAAUAAUGCUUGGUUUCUUUCAGGCAUUGCUGCUGGAGCAAGUUAACGAUUCUCUCACCAACCUAGGGAAGAACUUAGAAAUAUGGAUUGUCAGUGAUGACCCUUAGAAAAAAUUUGGAAAAAUAAAGUUGUUUAGUGAAGCUAGGUUGAGAUGUUUUUACUACUGGGUCUGACGUAAAAAAAAUGUUAAGGAACAAUCUGAAGUUUAUUCAGAAAGGCAUAAUCUUAUUAGUUAAUCUAGAGUCCUUUUAUAAUCAGGGAACAAGAACAAUGGCACUGGCUGGCAUGACUCUCACUGAGGCAGAUUUCUUAUACCCACUUCUGCUUUCAGGUUUCUCAUAUGAUUUAUUAAAAAUUUCUAAUAAGUAGAUAUAUAUUCUGAGGAUUUAAGGUAGAUGUAACUGAUUUCUAUAUAAAAGCUUUUAAUAUUCUUACAAGAUUACUUUUAAAUGUAAAUAAUAAAAUAUCUACUUUCUUUAUAACCACAAAUUGCUUCCUGCCAGUAAGAGAAAAUGGCUGAGAAAACUACCUUGCUUUCUUAUACUUUGUGAAUCUAUAGCAAGCUGCUUAGCUACAAAUGUAUGUGGGUUUGGGGGAGUAGUUUGUUUUCUUUACCUGGGCCAUGUGAUGUUAUUUCUUGUAAAUGUAUUGGGGAACAUAUUUUUUCACAAUUAUUUACUAGAAGAAAAGUCAAGUGUACUCACAUUGUAAUUCUAUACCACCUGAAAGGUUUUGCUGGGAUAUGUAAGCUAUGGAAGGAAAAACAAAGUGUAGGGGUUUGGAAUAUUGUUCCUUCCAUCUGUCAACAAUGUGUGUGCAUACAUUCAUGUAAAGCUUGUCUGGGUGUGUGUUGGAGCUUGCUCUAUCGACCAGUAGUGUGUGUGUAUGAUUGCAUGUGUAUGUGUGAAAUGCUUGAAGCCUGCUUUCUGGAGCUUUUUUCUAACCAUUCAAUGUAUGAAUGUGUAUCUAUCUAUCUGUAUGUAUGUAUGUAUGUGUGUAUGUAUGUAUGUAUGUAUAUGUAUAUGUAUGCAUGUAUGUAUAUGUAUUUAUUUAUAUAUGCAUAUAUGCAUAUAUGUGGUUGUGUGUAUGAGGUCCUUGGACUCUGCUUUUGUUUCAUCUACUCAGUGUCUGUGUGUGUGUGUGUGUGAGUGUGUGCGUGAGUGUGUGUGUGUGUUAUUUUCUCUCUCUCUCCUUCUCUUUCUCACUGGCCCCAAGUUGUUUAAAGAGUUCAGAGUUUUUCUGCAGCUCCAGCAAAUUAAGCUUUGUUCCUACAGAGAAAAGUCUGCUGAGUAAAUUCUCUAAUUACUGCCUGCCAUUGGCAACGGCUCCUGUAACUAUCUGGAUCCAUCCCUGUCAGUGGCAGUAAGCACUAACCCCUAAUGGCUGCCUGCCUCAGUUUAACCACCACAUAGAUGCCAAAGCUGGUAACUGGAAGAAAACUUUAGUAGAAAAACUGACAAAAACUUCAUUUUUGCCUUCACAUGCCAAAGGCAUGGGACAACACAUGGAAGGGACAAUCUGAAUGUUAAGUGAAACAUCCUCACUGGCUAACUCAUAUUGAGAAACUGCAUGCUUCUUUAUGUGAAGAUGAGACACUGAGACUGAAUGAAGCCCUGCUUGUCUCUGGUGAGGAAGGUCCACAGUUCAUUCUGAUUUGUGGUGACACUUCCUCACGUGACAGUGGUACGUGGAUGACUGGCGAAAGCUACUAUUACACAGGGAGCAGGUGUCAGGUUUCUCUCCUGUGUGAAAUCCUCUCAUAACCCUGCAGGUUGGUCUUUUAUCUGAAAGGCAUUCCACAUGUACUUCAUAUAAAUGACUUUUCUGUCUUGUGUACCAAAAACCAUGAGAAUAUAAAUUAUCAAUUCCCCGGGAAUCGUAAUGAGCCAGUGACAAUGAGCCUUUGGUCAAUGAUGACUGACUUGGGGAGGACAAGUCUGGACUUGAGUCAGCUCCUAGGACAUGGAACUGGAGGAGAUAACAAAGCCAGAACAGAGCUGGUCACUGAAAUGCUUCACGGUCUCACCAAAUAUAGUGACACUAACAUAGUAGCCAAUCAAAAUUGUACUAAUGUCACUGAUUUGUCCCUACCAAUCAUAUGUUACCCAAUUCUUCUGGAAAUUUUCUGUAGUACUGCAUAAAACGGGGCAAACGAGCCCCUCAUUUUGAUGAAUGAUUGACCUACUGCAUGCUAGCAAUUUCUGCAGGAUAAAUGCUCUUUGUAACUGCAUACUACUUGAUUCUAGGGUCUUCCUUAAAGAUUAUUAGACCCAAACAUUAUGACUUCAUAAACUUAGUGUUCUGAGACUUAGUAAAACCCUUUCUGGCACUUCUUAUAGAAAAAUGGCCUCUCUUUCCUAUAUGUUUUCUGGUGGAUGAAGAGGUGCAGGGAUAUUUAAAGGUUCUGGAACUUUCCUCACAUUUGUGUAGUUUGGGGUCUCUCUAGCCUCUUUCCUGGCAACCCUCACAGGUGGAAUUUGCCUCAUGAUGCUGGAAAACAGGGACAGGCUUACGGUAGGUUGCUUUGGCCUAGAGAGGAACCCAGGUACCUCUAUAGCUAUAUUUUCAAAACAAGCUGCCCACAUGGACUCUUCCAGGGACUGGAGGUACCACACAAUGUUCUUCCUAAGUUCUGAGGCAUUCCAUAAGAAACAUCUUCCAUAUCAGGCUCAGAAUAUUCAUCUUUCUGGAUAAUGAAAAGGGAAACUCCUUUAUUUCUGAGGCAAAUAAUACCACCAUUUACAUCAGCAGUGUUGUAGCCAUCCCCGGUGUCUUCAGACUGCUCUGUCCUGGAGGGAAACACUGGUUGUGCCUUCAUAUGUAUAUCCUCAGAAGAAGAUGCCCUCAGGAACAUUUCCUGGGACCUGGAAGUACCUUGUUUUCUUCUUUUGACAACCUAUGGGAUUCCAUAAAAACAUUCCCCUCUUCAAGCUCUGGAUACUGUAUUCUCUGGAAAUUGAGGAGGGGGAUCCCUCACAGUUCGAAUACUAUUAACACUACCAUUUCCAACACUAACAGUCCAGAGAGUUUGGGAGGCAUUUUCUGUAUUUUCAUGUCCUGUGAAAAUAAGACAGCCAGUGAAACUGUCCAAGAAGGGAUCCAUACAAGGAUCAUCUUCUGUUUAGCUUCCUGACUCACCUGAACAUAUCUUUGGGGAUCUCCAAAAGUACCCUUGCAUUAUCUUGUUUUGAAGUUGUGGGUACUUUCUGUUGCUUCAUAUGCAUGCUUAUUUCUUUUAAGGGCAUGUUCUCUGAAAAGAGGGUUUCCUGCCGUUCAUGGAAAUGUGGACUUGUAAACAAAGCCAGGUGACCACUGUCAAUUAAUCACUGAAUGACAGAAAACCUACCCUCAAACUACUUACAAAGGAUCCCUAGAUUCUGGGUUAGCUCAUGGGCCAAUCCCUCAUUUCUAGUGAACUUAUCCUGACACUCCUAAGUUCCGUUCUCUAAAGUCACUAUUCAUACUGUGUUUGCAAGUGUUGAGUCACUGUCCCUAAGAAAAACACAAGGUUAUGCUUCUGUAAUGUCUAGCCAACAUGUUUUUGUCAAUUUGUUAACAUUGAAUGAAGAUAAGAUGAAAGGAGGCCAAUCUGUCAAACGGGGACUGGCCCUUUUAAGAAAGGUUACUCAUUUCAGAAGUGUCAAGGAUGCCACACAACUUGGUCCACAGAAUUAACAAACUGGGCUCAUAGGCUGUAGCAGCAAUUACAGAGCCUGUAUGGGUUGGUACUAGGUCCUCUCCAUUUAACAGUUGUGUAGGUUGGUGUUCUUAUCAGAUUCCUAACAGUGAGAGCAGUAGUGCGUCUUGACCUUUUGCCUGCCUUUGAACUUUUACUCAUACUGGGAUGCAUUUAUGCUCAGUUGCCUCAUCCGUUCAACCUCAAUAUGGAGGGAUGUGAUUGGACUUACUAUAAAUUAUUAUGCCAUGUUCGGUUGAUAAUCAUGGGUGGCCACUUCUUAUGCAGGGAAAUGGAGGGCUGGAUCUGAGAAAUAGAUGAGCUGGGAGGAGAAGGACUAACAGGGGAGAUGGGAGGGAAAACUGAGGUCAAAAUGAAAUAUGUGCCAGAAUGAAUAAAAUAAAUAAAGAAAAGAAAGGCUACACAUUAUUCCAGGAAUUAAGUAAGAUAUUGUAACUAUUACCAAAUGUGUGGCUAGGGAAAAAGAAACCAAGGCUGGGUAGAACCGAGCAAGAAGACUGGAGAUGGGGAGAACCCAAAGGAGCCCAUAAAAUGUCUGACACAGAAUCCCCUGAGGUCUCCCAUCUCUGGACUCUCUUUUACACCCUACAAUAGAUGAUACCCUAAACUGGAUCUGUUUGUUCAAAAUAGCUUGUCUUUUUCUGUUUUUUUUUUAACUUAGUUCUAUGACUGGUAUUUCCAGAAAAAAUUUUGUGCGAUGGUUUUUAUACUCAUUUAUUCAGUGGGAUUAAAUAUGGGUAAUUGUUACAUUUUGUCUGGACUCCUCAUGAUCUCUACAUUAAUUAUGCAAGAGAUGCUGUCUUGGUGUCUUGGCCUCAGACAGACAACUAUUACUUUCUGUCUAGAUACCUCAUGAUGUUCCAUGUUUGUUCUAAAGUAUCUGAGGCUUUCUCAUCUCCCAUCUCUAACCAUUAGUCUGUCAGUGGCCCCUCCCUAUCUGUCACUUCACUUUUCUGUCUGAGUGAGCUGUAUUUCUGAUACCUAUAUUUUUGUGUCCUUUCCAUUAAAUACUAGCCCUAGACAACUACCUUUAUUCAAAGAUGUUUUGACAAGAAAGUUUUAAUUUGAGGGGCCAUAGCUUAUUUAUUAUUGAGUCCUCAACAACACUCAUGCCUGUGUGAAACAUGCCCAACACUUAACCAUUGUUGGCACAAGAUGCACACUGCUUCUGAAUUUAGAAACAUGCCUGGAUAUUGUGGCAGCAGUUUUCUUGGAAUUCAAUUUCAAUCAUGAAAUUCUGAAUUUAAGAUAAAGCCCAGGUGUGAACCUGGAAUAAGACAAACUGAAAGAAGUACUUGCUUACAGAGUAAAAGAACUCCAGCAAACAGCAUGGGGUGGUAGUGGGGAUGGUGCAUUGUGUAUCUACAACUAUAAUCCUUCACUUGAGAGGAAGAGGGAUUAUUUUUUUAUUAGAUCUAUUUCUCUACUUACAUUUCAAAUGUUAUUCCAUUUCCCUGUUUCUUGUCCUUAAGCCCUCCAUCCUCUCCCCGUCCCCCAUAUGAGUAUUCCCCCAUCCAUCUCCCUUACUGCCCCCCAUAUUACCCUGUACUGGGGGUCCAACCUUGGUAGGACCAAGGGCUUCCCCUUCCAUUGGUGCACCAACAAGGCUAUUCUCUGCUACAUAUGCAGUUGGAGCCCUGCAUCAGUCCAUGUAUAGUCUUUCUGUAGUGGUUCAGUCCCUGGAAGCUCUGGUUGGUUGGCAUUCUUGUAGGAAGAGGGAUUAUUAAUAUACACCUAAGUUCUCAGUUAGUCAGGGCUACACUAUGAAACCAUACCUCAAAUAGGAAAACAAAAACAAAAACAAAAAUCAAGAAGCCACAAACAAACUGAAAUCAAAAUUAAAAUAUAUAAGACAAGAAGAAAUUAUUUACCUAACAAUGACCUCUUACAAUGUGAAUGUGGGGUGUUUGAACAAUGUCUCCACUUAGGAAAUUUCUGUCACUGACUAAGAAAUAUGCAAAUCAAGAUCCUGAAAGAAGAUCCAAUGUACUUACAUUUACAUCAAGUCUUUCAAAAUUUGAAAAUUUCCACUGAAGCACCAAUAUUCAACAAGGCAUUUCUUAUGAGUGUGUCACUGGUGCUUAUGCAUGUGACAGAUGUGUUUCAACAUCAGAAACAUUACUCUACCAUUGUGUAACCUAAGGUUUUGUGGACAGGGUGUCUUACUGACAUGUAUUAGCCAAUUUGAAAAGCCAGGUAGUUACUUCAAUCCCCAGAUUCUGCCUUUCAGGUACAGGGAUCAGAGACUAGUGUUGGAAGCCAGACCUUUAGAUGUGAGCUGAGGGCUCAACAAAUUUUUCAUGAUUGCAAUAUGAGUAUAUCCCUGACUGAGCCAUCCUCCAGACAGAAGGCAUUUCCUCUAAAACAUUCAGUUCUUACCCAUAUGUCAACUUCUCAGUCUCUCUGAAACCAUAUAAAUAUACUAUAUUUAGUUAGAAACAUCAAACAUUUGAUGGGAUCCUUUCUGAUUUAUUCAUGCUAAUUUAGAGUAGUAAAAAUUUUCCAUAUAACCAUUUUGGAGGAAGGGAAAACUCUCCUUAGUAACAAAAACUACAAUAACUUCUUAGAAUUUCUUCCCAAUUACACAUGACUGCUUUUUAUAAUAAUCUCUUACCUCAGGUAACAUGACAGGAGGCUUCAAGCACUCAUGAGUCAGACCCUGCAUGAAUCUCCUCAUGUUUCUGCCACAGGAUUUCCACUUCUCUGUCAAGGCAAACUUGUCCUUGCAAUGCCCAGUGAUGAGAAACUGCUCCAAGACCAGUUGAGAAAUCAUCUGCUUUGCUCUGCUUUUCUGACUGCUGCCAGGAGGUAAACAUCUCCCAGAGUGUUUGCAGCUUCUGCUUUGCCAGGGAGCAAUUGUUAUUCGGGGAAACAUUAAACUGAACACUUGGUAGGUGAGAGAUGUUUUCUCCCCAGUGCAUAGCAGAAACCUGGGUUGGAAUAAAGUCUGCAUUGUCUAAUUCAAAGUGAUUUGAUGAUGCCUUGGGCAUAAAGGUUUCUGUGCACUGUGGAGCCAUUGUGUUAAGAAUCCUCAGAAAAAUUCAACUAUGCCAAUUUGCUAUUUGUCUUCUGAGUUGAGGCCUGUUUCAACAAUUGGUGAAUGUAUGACAGCUAUUCGUUAAAAAGAAAGGAGACACAUAAUUAACAGCAUGUAUCUCCUGUGACUUCUAAUCCUGUGCUCUCACAUAUGACUCAUUCCAAAAUUGUUAAAUUUUCAUCGUUUUUAGAGCGUUUUAGAUUCCAGAUGCUUCAGUAAACAAGGUCAGACCCUUGGAGGUGGAAUGAGAGGAAGAGGCAGAGACCCUCCUGAAUGUGUCUGAAUCACAACAGAAACAAACAAACAAACAAAUGAACGAACACAGAAGCUGAACGGGGCUCAUCUCUAAAGCAGUCCAUCAGGACCCCUUGUAUGGAGCAAAAGGAGGCCAGGACGAAUGCCAUACCCAGAUCAAUCAGGAAAAGCAACAGGCAGCUACAAUCUUAUACGUCACUGUAGCCCCCGCUCACCAAGACCCCGAAGUUUCUGGAAAACGCCUAAGAAGGCUUUUGCACACGCACCAGCAACUCUCCUCAGUAAGACUCCGAAAUUUCUGAAAGACGCCUCAUAUGCAUCGGCAGCAGCGCCUCUCGCUAAGAUCCCGACGUUUAUGGAAAACAGCCCGCACGGCUUCUUCAGCUUCGGCCCAGCUUUUACACAUUCACCAAUUGCUGAAAUAGGGCCUCAACUCAGAAGACAAAUACCAAAUUGCCAUAGUUGAAAUUUUCUGAGGAUUCUCAUCACAAUGGCUUCACAGUUCAGAGAAACCUUUAUGCCCAAGUCAUUGUCAAAUGACCUUGAAUUAGACAAUGCAGAGUUUAUUCCAACUCACGCUUCUGCUGUGCAGUGGGGAGAAAACAUCUCUCACUCACCAAGUGUUCAGUUCAACAUUUCCCCAAAUAACAAUGGCUCCUUGGCAAAGCAGGAGCUGCAAACACUCUGGGAGAUGUUUACUUCCUGGCUACAGCCAGAAAAGCAGAGCAAGGAGCAGAUGAUUUCUCAACUGGUGUUGGAGCAGUUUCUCCUCACUGGACACUGCAAAGACAAGUUUGCCUUGACAGAGAAGUGGAAAUCCUGUGGCAGAAACAUGGGGAGAUUCAUGCAGGGUCUGACUGAUGAGUGCUUGAAGCCUCCUGCUAUGGUCCAUGUUUGUAUGCAUGGGCAGGAAGCCCUCUUUUCUGAGAACAUGCCCUUAAAAGAAGUCAUCACACAUUUGGAGCAACAGAAAGCAGCAGCAACUCCAACAGAAGAGAAUGUAAGGUCACUCUUGGCUAUCCCCAAAGAUAUGGCAACAGGAUAUGAAAAUACAGAAAACUGCCAAACUCCCUGGAAUGCUAGUGUUCGAAAUGGCAGUGUUAAUAGUAUAGGAACCAUGAGGGAUUCCCUCCUCACUCUCCAGAGAGUGCAGUAUCAAGAGCCUGAAGAGGGGGAUGUUUUAUAUGAAAUCCCACAGGUUGUCAGAAGAGCAAGUCAAGGUACUUCAAGGUUUCAGGAAAGGUCCCUGAGAGCACCUUCUUCUGAAGAUGUCCUUAUGGAGGCAAAACCAGUGUUUCUCUCACUGACAGAACAGUCUGAGGACAUUGGGGAUGGCCACAACACUACUGAUGUAAAUGGUGGUAUUAGUCUCACAAAUGAGGAGGAUUCCAUUUUUAUUAUCCAGAGAGAGCAGUAUUCUGAGCCUGAUAUGGAAGGUGUUUCUUAUGGAGUGCCACAGGAUUUAAGAAUUGCAGUGUGCGGUACCUCCAGGUCCCUGCAAGAGUCCCUAUGGGCAGCUUCUUCUGAAGUAGUCCCUAUGAAGGUACCAGGGUUCCUUUCCAGGGCAGAGCAGCCUAAUCCUAAGCCUGUCCCUCUUUUCCAGAAUUAUGAGGUAAAUUCCACCUUUGAGGGUUACCAGGAGAGACUCCAGAGAGACCCCAAACCAUAUAAAUGUGAGGAAUGUUCCAGAACCUUCAAAUAUCCCUGCAACCUCUCCAUCCACCAGAAAACACACAGAAAGGAGAGACCGUUUUUCUGUAAGGAAUGCCAGGUAGGUUUUUAUGAAGACUCAGAACUUCAAGUUCAUGAGGUCAUACACAAGGCAGAGAAGCCUUUCACAUGCAGUUCAUGUGGAAAGGCUUUCAGAUACAAGACCAACCUGCAGGCUCAUGAGAGAAUUCACACAGGAGAGAAGCCUUACUCCUGCUCUCUGUGUAAUAGUAGCUUCCGCCAGUCAUCCACGUACCACCGUCACCUGAGGAAGUUCCACAAAUCAGAAUGAACGGUGGACUUUACUCACCAGAGACAAGUAGGGCUUCACUCAUCCUCAGUGUCUCAUCUGCACAUGAAGUAGCAUGUAGCUUCUCAGUAAUGGUUAACCAGUGAGGAUGAUUCAUUUAAUAUUUAGAUUGUUCCUUCCAUGUGUUGUCCCAUGCCAUUGGCAUGUGAAGUUAAAAAUGAAGUUUUUGUCUGUUUACUAAAGUUUUCCAAGUACCUAAAUACUGGCUGUUAUCGGAUUUCCCAGUAGUAAAUAAAGAUCUGUUUCUCUUG
Molecule: messenger RNA, 16849 nt
Organism: Rattus norvegicus (Norway rat)
Lineage: Eukaryota; Metazoa; Chordata; Mammalia; Rodentia; Muridae
Gene: Zfp494l1
Product: zinc finger protein 494 like 1
Cellular component (GO): nucleus; nucleoplasm
Source: RefSeq, a predicted model, not a curated record